ACAGAAAAUGGAGCCGAUUUUUGCGAGUGCCUUGUCCACAUUGGCGAAUGUUCUCAAGGAGUCCCUCCAACUUCAGGGCGCUCGAGGGCUUGACCUGGAACGAGCUACCAGCGGGGACACUUCCGACGAGGAGUUACCGGAGGAGCUGCGGCUCAAUGUCUGCUUGGUAACCGAAGUCUUCGUGCAGAUCCUUGCCACGGGGGUCGGCACCCUCGCCUUCAUCUGGGCCACCGUCGUCUUGCUCGGAGGCUUCUCCACUUAUCUACAUAAGGCUGAUUUCUGGGUAAUCACGGGUAUCGUCUUCGUCCAGGCUGCCAAGGUCGUUGGCGUAAACUCAAACACUGAAGCAAAAUUUUUUGCCCAAGUUCCGCCGGCCUUCCUAGAAUUGGGAGCCGAACACUUCACACGAUGGGGGAGCCGAAGGCCGUUGACGGGCGAUGCAUCAGGCCAAAAGAUCGUGUACUACAUCAUGCUGGGAUUUGGAAAUGCAAGGGAUCUCAUAAGCUUUAUGGCCUUGUUAACAUUAGGGCUACUGCUCCUCCCGCUCGUCGCAGCAUCCGCCUGCGUCGGCCUCUCCAUCUUUCGCCUUGUGAUCAUUACGCGGCACAAAUACGAAGGUGGCAGUGACGGCGGCAGCAAUUCCAAUGUGUUGCGUGCACUCAUCUUCUUCUAUGCUUUGGUGCUUGCCCAAGGCGGAUUAUUCCUCGUGUGGCUACGCAUUCUGUCCUAUCGCUUGGAAGCGAGGGAUCGAGUGUGCUCACAGUAUCUGUUUGAAGGCAUGGACAAGAAACAACUGAUUGACAAAUAUAUCAACAGAACCUCAAGUGCAUGCAUCAAAACAGGGGUGUUGAACACCAUCAACAGGAAACUGGUUACCUUUGCAGUAGACUUGCUCCAAUCUGAGUACAGUCAAGACCGUAUCUCUGGAGUCCUACUGCUGCACACGUUGACUUCCAAAGAUGCCCCUAAAGCUCAUAAAGCAAGAGCGCUUGCCCACAUUCAAUCCUCACCAGACUGUAUUUCCAGGAUGCUUGCUCUGCUCAGCUCAAAAAGUGCCAUUGAUGAAGCGAGCAAAGUACGCCUAGCACAGAUUGUCGCACUGCUUGCUAGCGAUUUGAGGCUAAGUGAUAUAGACAGAGCAACCGAGUCCAUAUCAUCCUUGUUGGACCCCUAUUUGGUGAAGAUAUCAACAACAGCUAACAGUGUUAGCAAUGGUCAGCAGAUAACAAUUGAAGUUGGAAAUGGCCAACAGGCAAGAAACCAGUCUCCCAACACACCCGAUGGAGAAAAUAGCAUACCUCUGAUAAUUCAUGGGCUGAUGAUUCUUGCCAAGCUUGCUGGAAAUCCGGACAACUGCUCAAAAAUUUACGAAACCAAGAGUCUCUUCUCCAAGAUCACUGUGCCUGUUAGUAAUAAGAUGUAUAAAGUCUUCAGCCAUGAUGAUACCGCAAUUCAAAUAGCAAAACAUUCACUGCAAGUUCUGAGCAAGCUUGUCAAGGGGGCAGAUGAAAUCAACAGAAAUAUACUCCAGGAGAUUCAUAGAACUGAAUUUGAAGCGAAAAGCAUCCGCCCAAUCUUGCGAGAUGACCAAAGGUACAAUGAGCUAAAGGUUCCAGCAAUAAAGAUACUUACAAAGCAAGCUUUGGCUAAUACCACCAGAGACACCGUUGGAGAUGAAGCCAUGGUUAAUUUCAUCAAUUCCUUGAUAGGAUUAUUCUUUAAUGAUCACAAUGAGAGUCAUCUCAGGAAAACUGCAGGGAAAGCACUGGCAUUGUUGGCAAUAGCUAGUACGUCGUAUUGUGCGACGAUCAUGAAUGGCAGCACAGGGACAGCUGAUUCAGUUGUUCGGAAGCUCUCCGAUAUGCUUGCAGAUAGGAGCAACAAAUCAUAUCGAACAGCCAUAGCGCAACUGUUGAGGCAAUUCUGUAUUGGUUGUUGUGAUGAUCAAAGGGAGCAUCUCGCAUCGGCCAAGACAAUUCUGCACGAGGUGCUCAAAGUUAUAUGCGAUGUUGAUCAAGAAGUUGAAACAAAUCAAUCAGAUUCUCCUCAGCACAACCCAAGCCGAGGCCUAGUUAUCCUGCAGUUUUGCUUGCCGUGCAUAGACACGUCAUCAUUUCCUAGCAGAAGCAACCAGGGCGGACACAACCAGCGACCAGCUACAGCGCUGCAGUAUCUGUUAUCCUGCCUUGGCACUUCAUCGCCAGCAACCAGACACGACCACAGAGAACGCAACCGCAACACUACUCCCCAGGCGCCAGGCUCACGAAAUGAAAGACGUGAAGGGCACAACCAAGGCAUGGUUCAAGGAAUACUAUCAGCAGCACUCCAAGUUAUCAACAGAUUUGUCAAUGUUCCCAUGAUUUAUCAUGCCGAUAGGCACAACAGGAAUAUUCACAGUGACAAUGUUCAAUAUCAUCAGCUGGCUGAUGCACCAAUUGAACCUGGCAGGAGGAAAGCACUGGUAGCCUUCCUAGGCCUUGCCGUGCAGAUGUGUGAAAGACUGAUUGACGCAAGUGAUUUCGAUGCAGCAGUUUUGCAGAUUCCCCUUUCCGAAGCUGAGGUCGUGGAGAAGCUCAAGGAGAUAAUAGAAAUAUGCAUCAAGGAUUCGGUUGGUCCUUCGAUGGGAAAAGGGCCCUCAGUUGAUUACCUAGUGAUGAUUCAGUCAGUAACAAAGUUGUGCACAUGGGUUAUGCGGACCAAGCCAGGCUAUGUCAGAUUCUUCCAGGAGAAGAAUGUUGGCCAUAAACUUAAAGAUGCAGAGGAGACCAUGAGAGGGCUCGAACUGGCUGUGCUUCUGACUUCCAGCAUAGAUGAGAUGACCAAUUACGAGACCCUUUCAUCCAUCGUGGGAGAUGCUAGAACACUCAUCCCAUCCCAACAUCCCAAUAUGCCAAUGUGAGUAAUGAGAAACCGCUGAGUUGUGAGGCUUCAGAUAUGCUACCUCCGUUUUUAAAUAUGUAACGUUUGCGUGGGUGGUGGUUUACUUGUUUGUGUGUGAACAUUUAGCUGAUUGAUUGUAGUCCCCUAGUUGUACCAUGCUUCUGCAAGACACUUGAGUUGGAUUGCGUCUGCUCCCGUUUGCUCUGUGAAAGAACAGUUCAUUGUUAUGAUUUUACUGCUAUCCAU
Molecule: messenger RNA, 3126 nt
Organism: Panicum hallii
Lineage: Eukaryota; Viridiplantae; Streptophyta; Magnoliopsida; Poales; Poaceae
Exons: 3
Coding region: 8-2899 (963 amino acids)
Source: RefSeq, a predicted model, not a curated record